UACAACUACGUCGUUUCAGAAGAGCCAUAUUCUGAAUUCCUCUUGGUCUUGGCUGCUUCAACAGAUCGACACGCUGCAAAGGCGAUGGCGUCAACCGUCAAGUACUUGCGCGUACCGCCCAACUCGGCCAGCUUGGAGGAGGCGCGCCGCCGUGUCUUCGACUUCUUCAAGACCGCCUGCAGAUCCAUCCCCACUAUCAUGGAGAUUUACACCAUCGACGACGUCGUUACCCCCUCUCAGCUUCGCUCUAUCGUCGCCUCCGAGAUCCGCAAGAAUGCUCACAUCUCUAACCCCAAGGUUAUUGAUAUGCUGCUCUUCAAGGGUACAGAAGAGUUGAAUAACAUCGUGGAGCAUUCAAAGCAGCGGCACCACAUUCUUGGCCAAUAUGUUUUAGGUCGUCCUGAAAUCACCCCAGAUAGUGCGACCAAGGAUCAGGGAUCCGAGUACCUUAAAAACUUCUUCAGAAGCAACUACUUUUGAAUCACAUUUCCUUAUUGAUGUUAUGCCUUGGAAGAAUAUGUGUUGGAUGAGAAUUGGGUUGCUCCAUGUGCAUUGGAGAAACGGGUCUCUUCCUUUGCCGUUUCUCCAGCUUGCAAGCUAUUAGAUUUGAUAAACAAAGACUAUUUUAUGUUUACUGAACAAAGGCAUCAAACUAGUUACUCCUUUUGUGAGUGAACUUGAUUGUCCAUUACCAACUGGUGCUACAUAAAUAUGGUCAUCAUACUUUCACCCAAGUUUUAGAAUUUGUAAUCUUCUUAUUGUUGAAGUGAACUAUAUAGAGUUUUAAUUUAUCAUCGAAAUGUGAUUUUGAAGUUUGAAA
Messenger RNA from Salvia splendens (bonfire salvia), 820 nucleotides. RefSeq names its product NADH dehydrogenase [ubiquinone] 1 alpha subcomplex subunit 6. The record is from RefSeq and is a predicted model, not a curated record. The transcript has 2 exons. Lineage: Eukaryota; Viridiplantae; Streptophyta; Magnoliopsida; Lamiales; Lamiaceae. Gene Ontology annotation, cellular component: respiratory chain complex I. Bases 85 to 480 code for a protein of 131 amino acids. Gene Ontology annotation, biological process: response to oxidative stress.